CAAACUGUUUGCGAGGCUCCUCGACUACAGAAACAGUUCGCAGUAAGAGGUUUACCUGUUCUUAAACUAACCAGAGAAGCUGACGCCUUAAUGGUGGACUAUAGACACAUCUCCGUGAUUAUUCACUGUGGAAAUAUAGCUAUUCCUUUACAAGACCUCCAAGACUAGCGUUUUGAUGUCACAUUCCCAAAGCAACUGAGCCCUGUCAGAGAAACAGCAGACAUAAAGAUAGCCAAAGGAUUCUUCAUCUUCAGAGAGGACAAAGAAUAAGGAAGAAGGGAGGUUUUGAAGCUGGAACACCCACCACCUUUAUUGAAUAAUGGUGACUUUUUGAGAGUGCGUUGAUCUCAGGUCAAGGCCUACAUGCCACUGUGAUUACUAAGAAGAGGACAAAGGAAAAAAAAUAUUUACAAAAAUCAUAUUAAAAGGAGGUGCAAAUCUCAUCACUGAGAGACGAUCCCCUCACAAACUGAAUUCUGGGAAACAGAAUGCCAGCGAAGACGUCCAUGUACUUAAAGACUACCACACCCAAGCGGGGGAAGAAGCUCAAGCUGCGAGACGUCCUGUCCAGUGACAUGAUUAGCCCCCCGCUAGGGGACAUGCGCCACAGUGCCCAUGUCGGGCUGGAGGGAGAGGGCGACAUGUUCGGAGACAUAGGCUUUUUACAGGGCAAGAUGGACAUGUUGCCCGCCCUGAACGGCUUACCACGGUCCCACAGUAUGGAGAGGCAGCUGGAUGAAGUCUACCCCAUGAACGACAAAGGACUCAACCACUCUUGUAACAACCACCGCAAUCCCUACCACCAUUCCACCAGCCUGCUGAAGAGCACCAUCUCCAUGCCUGUGUUCAUCGCCCCCGAGCAGGCCCCUCCCAAGCCGCCUCGGCUCCACCUGGAGGACUUGACCCCCCCGUCCCAUCAGCAACAGCAGCAGCAGCAGCAGCAGCACCAACCUCAGCCGAACAACCAUAACCACAACGACCACAACCAGCAGCGGCAUCACUCCAUGUCUGUGUGUGAUCAGGGUGUCGGCUGCUACAUGGACCCCUGCCACAACCUUAAUUACUCUGCCUCCUUCAGGCACCUGGUGCCCUCCUCAGGCUCCUUCUCAGAGGUCUCCUCAGAGGACUCCAUGUCAGAGAGCUGUGGCCCCCUGGAACCUCAGAGGGGGCUGAGCUUGGAUUCAGACGCUGGCCUGAGCAAUGAGGACCUGAGGAGCGAGCGGAGUGAGUCGCCCACCGUGUGCCCUAGAUUCUCUCCCGGUGUCUCCCGCUCAGAGUCCCUGAUGGGCUUGGAUCUGGACCUGGGGCCAUCCAUCCUGGAGGACGUGCUGAGGAUCAUGGACCGCUACAAGAGUGUUGAUGACCACUAUGAUUUGUGAGCAGAUGGGGGGAAAGGGGUUUAGACACUGCUGUGCAGAGAGGUGUCUGGUACACUUUUUUUUUUACCAUCCUCCAUAUAGCCUAAUGAUGAUUGGGCUAGUCAGACAGACAGACAGACAGACAGACAGGCAGACAGACAGGCAGGCAGACAGACAGACAGACAGACAGACAGACAGACAGACAGACAGGCAGACAGGCAGGCAGGCAGACAGGCAGGCAGGCAGGCAGGACAGACAGACAGACAGACAGACAGACAGACAGACAGACAGGCAGGCAGGCAGGCAGGCAGACAGACAGACAGACAGACAGACAGACAGACAGACAGACAGACAGACAGACAGACAGACAGACAGACAGACAGACAGACAGACAGACAGACAGACAGACAGACAGACAGACAGACAGACAGACAGACAGACAGACAGACAGAGGAUAGUGCCAGGACUGACAGGCUAAAAAGCCUGGGACUUAAGACGGCUGUAAAUGUGGGACUAUAUAAUAUCCAGACUGGAUACACAGCAGCUUCAGAACCAACCAUUUGUCUUUUGAUAUUCAGAAUCACAAUGGGGGAGAGACAAUCAUUUCUCCCACCCAAAUGUUGUCUAAGUUUUCGCAGACUAUCAUUUUACAUGUUUUUCAGCAUAAUUCAUACUUCACUAACUCUCUAAGUAAGCUCUGUAGUUUUGUGAUAGAAUGAAACGUAGUUGUCUGAAAAUACAAUUAAUGUACUUAAAAAGCCUUCAAGGUUUGUGUUUUUUACCCCUGAAAUAUCAUAUUGCUGAUAUUCUUCUAAGAACACGUUUUUUAAAAUUCUGUAUGUACAUCUGAUUGAAUUUCACUGUUCUGUCAGAACAAUACGAUCAAGACUGGAGUAUGCUAUGUAUUAGUUUGCCAUCUAGUGGCAUAUAUAAGAAUGACACCCAAAAUGCAGCAGUUCGAGCAGGGCAAAAAGUGAGGUCAAAAUGUUGUUUUCUGGGGGCUAAAGUGCAUUAGAAUCAAAGUAUCAGAAAUGUGCAGCUUCUUCAACAUCCUUUAAAUAUAGUGGGAUGACCAGAGAAGGUUUCUCUUUUGUAACAGCUGUGCAAUUUGUGGACUUGAAUCAAAUCCUUCAGCAUUUUCUUCUAUUGCGUUGUUAAAUUACAGUGUAUCUCCAAUUGUUAUGUAUAUAACUGUAAUGUAUGAAAUAAAUAUGGGAAUUAGAUGCUG
Molecule: messenger RNA, 2586 nt
Organism: Oncorhynchus keta (chum salmon)
Lineage: Eukaryota; Metazoa; Chordata; Actinopteri; Salmoniformes; Salmonidae
Product: cdc42 effector protein 3-like
Exons: 2
Coding region: 489-1379 (296 amino acids)
Source: RefSeq, a predicted model, not a curated record